Messenger RNA from Prunus dulcis (almond), 2464 nucleotides. RefSeq names its product BTB/POZ domain-containing protein At5g03250-like. Lineage: Eukaryota; Viridiplantae; Streptophyta; Magnoliopsida; Rosales; Rosaceae. The record is from RefSeq and is a predicted model, not a curated record. Gene Ontology annotation, molecular function: protein binding. The coding region runs from base 321 to 2219 and encodes 632 amino acids. The transcript has 4 exons.
AGUCGAAUAUUAUAUAGUACUCAUCCAACGUUGGAAGUUACGAAAAAUAAAUUAAGAAAAAAAAUAUAGGUUAUGUUUCUAGAGAGUGAUGCACGAAACACUGCCUCUGCCUUUUCCCCGUAACAGCAGGAACUGAAUUCUCUUAGAUCCUCCCCCUUGGACUCGGGACCUUCUCCAACCUGCCCUGUACCCCAAAAGCUCAAAAGAUUUUAGAGAGAGAGAGAGAACCCAUUUUCAGCACUGCCUUUGAAUGAUAUAUAUGUCUCUCUGGUGGAGCUGUUUUGAAUGAUAUUGGAGGACAGACUGAAGAGUGUUUAGAUAUGGCGUGCGUGAAGUUGGGAUCUAAAUCUGAAGUCUUUCACCUUGAUGGCCAAACUUGGCUUUGCUCAACUGGACUUCCCAGUGACAUUGUCGUUGAAGUCGGAGAAACAUCUUUCCAUCUCCACAAGUUUCCUUUGCUGUCUAGAAGUGGAUUGCUAGAGAAUGUUAUUGGAGAAGUUUCUAGCGAGGAUGAGCAGGAAUGUAUUGUGCAACUGCAUGACAUUCCUGGUGGAGCCAAAUCAUUCUUGCUGGUAGCCAAAUUUUGUUAUGGUGUGAGAAUAGAACUCCAUGCGUCAAAUGUAGUUAGUUUGAAGUGUGCGGCUGAGUAUCUUCGUAUGGGAGAAGACUAUGGAGAGGGAAAUCUCAUAACAAAAGCAGAGGAUUUCCUAAACGAAAUCUUUAGCAAUUGGAGUGAUUCCAUUAAAGCACUUGAAACCUGCGAAGAGGUAUUGCCUCAUGCCGAAGAGCUUCAUCUUGUUUCAAGAUGCAUCAAUUCAUUGGCAAUGAAAGCUAGUGCUGAUCCAGGUUUAUUCAGUUGGCCUGUGUCGGGAAAGGAUGCAACAGAGAGCUCAGAAGGCGUGGCGUUUUGGAAUGGAAUAUGCACAACAGCCAAGCCACAUCCAGUCAGUGAGGAUUGGUGGUAUGAAGAUGUCUGCUCCCUAAAGUUUCCUCUUUAUAAAAGACUGAUUCUGGCCGUUGAAUCAGGGAGCAUGAAGCCAGAGAGGAUUGCUGGCUCCAUCAUGCACUAUGCAAAGAGGCAUCUUUCCUUGUUGGGUAGGCAAUCGAGUUUUCGAAAUGGAAACCAUGCUGCCUCUUUAUCAACUGUUUCUGCUCCAUCUAAUCCAGACCAAAGGAAUCUCCUUGAAGAGAUAGUGGAAUUACUUCCUGAUCAGAAGGGUGUCACACCAACCAACUUCCUGCUUAGGCUUCUGCGGACAUCUAUGAUUUUGCAAGCUAGCACAUCGUGUCGAGAGAAUUUGGAGAGACAGGUUGGGGCCCAAUUGGAUCAAGCAGCUCUUGAAGAUCUCUUGAUACCAAACAUGGGGUACUCAGUGGAGACCCUCUAUGAUACUGACUGCGUUCAACGGAUUCUUGAUCACUUCAUGCUUAUGGACCGCGAUUCGAUUGAGUGUACUUCGAGCUGCAUAGUGGAUGAGGGCCAGUUGAUGGGUGCAUCUCAUUCACUGACCCCAAUGACCAUGGUAGCUAACCUGGUGGAUGGCUAUCUUGCAGAGGUAGCGCCUGAUGUUAACUUGAAGUUGCAAAAAUUUCAGUCUCUAGCUGCUGUUAUCCCUGAAUAUGCCAGACCAUUAGAAGAUGGAAUUUACCGUGCUAUCGAUAUAUACCUCAAGGCCCAUCCCUGGCUAACAGACUCCGAGAGGGAACAAGUCUGCAGGCUCAUGAACUGCCAGAAGCUCUCACUGGAAGCCAGCACACAUGCAGCCCAGAAUGAGAGGCUACCACUCCGUGUCAUUGUCCAAGUUCUGUUCUUUGAACAACUUCGGCUGCGCACAUCAGUUGCCAGUUGGUUCUUUGUAUCUGACAACCUUGAGAACUCACAAAACCAGAGUGGGAAUCUUGUGCUUGGUCGAAACGAGGCAUCUGCUCACGCUGGCACCGCGCGGCGUGAUCAUACUGUGACCGUUGAUGACAUGAGGGAACGAGUUUCCGAGCUAGAGAAGGAGUGUUUGAGCAUGAAACAAGAGAUGGAGAAACUGGUGAAGACAAAGGGGAGCUGGAACACAUUCUUGAAAAGGUUUGGUUUGAGACUCAAGUCAAAAUCUGAUGCCAAAAAAGCAUCCAAGCCCCGCAGUGAUUCCAAAGAAGCACCUACAUCUAUAGCACCACCACUUAUGAAAGGAAAACAAGAUUUUGAAAAUAAUGAAUUAAGAGAAUGAAUUUUCAAAAUACUAAAAUGAAAAUGAAACUUUUUUUUUUUUUUCCAGUCUAGUUAGUGUUGUUAAUGAUCUAGGCUGUGGCUUGUAAUUAUAUUUUAGACGUCAGAUACUGUAUUCCAUGAAACUUUCUCUUUAUCUUCCUCAAUUCUAUUCUAUGUUCAAAGAAUAUUGGGAAUAAUCAAAUGCAGAAUUCAAGGGAAAAUCACUGGAUCCUUGGUUGUAUUAUCAAACAUUCUCAAACACGA